Molecule: messenger RNA, 3565 nt
Organism: Cheilinus undulatus (humphead wrasse)
Lineage: Eukaryota; Metazoa; Chordata; Actinopteri; Labriformes; Labridae
Gene: tubgcp5
Product: tubulin, gamma complex associated protein 5
Exons: 23
Coding region: 201-3245 (1014 amino acids)
Biological process (GO): meiotic cell cycle; mitotic cell cycle; microtubule nucleation
Cellular component (GO): equatorial microtubule organizing center; spindle pole; gamma-tubulin complex
Molecular function (GO): gamma-tubulin binding; microtubule minus-end binding
Source: RefSeq, a predicted model, not a curated record
GGGCAAACGCAGCGCGGCACUUGAAGGAAUCAAUGGAGAAAUAGCAAACGCCUUCAUGCCUGAUUAAUAAAUGGCAUGCAUCAAACACAUUAUCUCGUAUUUUGUAGCUCUUGAAUCUGCACGACCAUUUGCAAGUCCGUCGACUACCUAGCUAAAUGUAGGAGCUGUUAACGUUAAGCUAACUUAAACACCACAUCAACAUGGCACACUGGAGCCCCUUCGAAAAGGAGACAGAGAAGGAAACGAAGAAUUUGAUUAAAUGCUUCACCGGAGUCGAAGAUGAGGAGGAUCAGAAUUUCCAGCUGGCAAUGAAAUUUGCCUGGUCGAAUUUCAAGUUUCAUCGAUUCUUGGACGUGGACAGCCACAAAGUCCAACGCAGUAUAACUGGAAUCUAUGAAAAGCUCAUGGUCCACUCAGACCUGAGUAAAGCUGAAAGCUGGAUGAGGCUGACAGGCGAGUUCCUGAACUCACCAUUACCUAAUACAGAUGGAACGAAGACGGACGCACACUACAGCCUUCUGUCACUGCUUCUCUGCUUAUCAGGGUCGCCCUCAAACACAAACUUUACAGAGAGACCCAGGGUGAAGAAUGCGGAAGAAGAGGACAACUUUGACUGGGCAAGCUAUCUGAUGGAGGGGGAGGAUAUAGACAUUGGACCGUACCCUGAUACCCCUGAGUGGUCUGAGGAGGAGAGUGAUGAUGAUGACAGCCAGCAGCCAAUCAGCAGGGACGACUCUGGGAUCCAGUUGGACCGAACGCCACAGGACGACCAGGACAACAACGCCAAGACAGUUCCAGUUACAUGGACAGUUGGUGAGCCUGACGCCCGGGUCUGGCUUGAACAACAUGUGGUGACACCGUACUGGGUGGCUCAUGCGCCACGAUUCCCACACAGCUUACAUUUACACUCCAACCUGCUCAAUGUGUGGGAUCAGCAUUUGUACAACACUGACCCUUUGUAUCUACCAGAAGAGAAGGCCUUCGUCACAGAGACCCAGGUGAUACGGGAGACUCUGUGGCUCCUCUCUGGGGUGAAAAAACAUUUUAUCUUCCAACACCAUGAUGGAAAAGUGUCAGUAAAGAACAAUGUGGUGGUGACUCAUCUUACAAGUAACUGUCUGCGCUCCGUCCUAGAGCACAUUGCUGUGUACGGGCAGGCGGUGUUCAGGCUGCAGAGGUUCAUAGAUGAGGUGACGGGGUAUAGCUCCGAACCAGGCCCACCAGGCUCUGGAUCGUCUCACGGCUCAAAGAAAGGCUCAGAGCCUCCCUUCAGGACUUAUCAGGCCUUUGUGUGGGCGCUCAACAAGUACUUCACCAGCUUUAAGGAGGAGCUGACCACCAUUGAGAGAGAGAUCAUACGCAACGAUGAGACUGUGACCCUCUCUGCAGUUCUGGAGCGACUCAACCCUCACCUGGCACAGAUCAAAGUUCUGCACAAAGUCUUCUGCACUGGCGUGGCUGAAGUCCCACCAGAGACCCCGAAUGUUGUGCGGGCCUCUCACCUGUUGAACACUCUGUACAAAGCCAUCCUCGAGUAUGACAGUGUUGGGGAAGCAUCAGAGCAAGCAGUCGCUCUCUUAUUUUCUCUGUGGACAGAAACAGUCAGACCGUAUCUGGAGAUUGUGGAUGAAUGGAUUGUUCACGGCCACCUGUUUGAUCCUGCAAAAGAGUUCAUCAUCCAGAGGAAUAAGGAUGUCCCAGUGAAUCACCGGGACUUCUGGUAUGCCACCUAUACUCUGUACAGCGUGUCAGAGACGGUGGAAAACGAGGAGAAGCUGAAUGACUCGGCCAGUGGGAGCUCAGGAGGAGAUCAGGCCUGUAACAACAGGCAGCUCACCAUGGUGUCCUUCCUUAAACCUGUGCUCAAGCAGAUCAUCAUGGCAGGGAAGUCCAUGCAGCUGCUCAAAAACCUGGACUGCAAAGAGACUGAACAGUCAGACAGAUCCUCCAGAGAUGCAGAGAGGAAGAGCUUAUACACCCUGUUUCUGGAGUCGGUGCAGUCACGUCUCUCCAGUCAGGAGGAAUCUCCCACAGACACGGUCAUGGAGCAGCAGGCCACUAAACGGAGCCUCAUAAAGAUGCAGUCGAUCAUUGCUCAGCACCUGGAGAUUGACGACGUCCAUGAUCCACUGUUGGCAAUCAACUUUGCCAGGCUGUAUUUGGAGCAGAGUGACUUCCAUGAGCGUUUCUCUGGUGGAGAUUUCAUCGUGGAUAGAUCAUCUCAAUCUGUCACCUGCCAAACAUUUGAGCUCACCCUGCGCUCCUGCCUCUACCCGCACAUCGAGAGGAGGUACAUUGAGUGCUGUGGGAACCUCAUGAAGACCCUGAAAAAGGACUACAAACUACUGGAAUACCUCCAAGCCAUGAGGAACUACUUUCUGCUGGAAGCGGGGGACACCAUGUACGACUUCUACACGGCCAUUUUUGACAAAGUACAGGAGAAGGAGAGCUGGCAGCAGCCAUCUUUCCUCAACGUCCAGCUGCAGGAGGCUGUUGGACAGCGCUGCCCAGAGGAUAGCAGCAGGUUGUCAGUCUUCCUGGAGAACAUGGAUCCUGCCAGGAAAAAGCAUCCUGUAAAUAAUCUUGAAGUUCUUACUCUGAGCUACAAGGUUCCCUGGCCUGUAGACAUUGUGAUCAGCUCUGAGUGUCAGAAGAUCUACAACCAAGUGUUUCUCCUCCUGCUGCAGAUCAAAUGGGCCAAAUACAGUUUGGACACACUACGGUUCAGUGAUCUUACAGCUGCCACUAAGAAGCUGGAGGGGGCUGUGGCUGAAGAAGGAAAAUUCAAAGAGCCAAUAAAUCAGCAGAUUCAUCGAAUGUGUCUGCUGAGAGUCAAACUGAUGCACUUUGUCAACAGCCUUCACAACUAUAUUAUGACAAGGAUUCUGCACAGUACAGGACUGGAGUUUCAGCACCAAGUACAGGAAGCAAAAGAUCUGGACCAGUUGAUCAAGAUCCAUUACAGAUACCUGGCGACCAUUCAUGACCGAUGUCUACUGAGGGAGAAGGUCAGUUUUGUGAAAGAGGCGAUAAUGAAGGUCCUUAAUCUUGUCCUCAUCUUCUCCGACCGAUGGCAAGCUGGAUUUGGAGCCUGGAAGAUCGAGUCCAUUGAUAAAAUGGAAUCUGAUUUCAAGAACUGUCACAUGUUCCUGGUGACGAUACUCAAUAAGGCUGUUUGUCGAGGCUCCUUCCCUCACUUGGAGUCUCUGGCUCUCUCCCUGAUGGCUGGGUUCGAGCAGUGCUGAGGAUGCAUGUGUCUGUUUUUGAAGUGAUGGACUGAACUCCUCUGUCUGCUCCCUGAGUGCUGCCAUUGUCUGUGGUGAUGUGAGACAUCUGAUGUCACUCUCUGCUCCAGCUGUUGGACGAUCAUCUGUGUCUGUUUAUUUAAGACAUUCUGCUUGUGAACAUUUAUUAUCUUCUUUGUUUAUACAAGUUUUGUAUGUUAGGUUUUCUAUGAGCUGUUUUGCUGAUUGUUAAUAGUGUGUAUAAGUUAAGCACAAAGACUCUUGCACAGUCAUGUUUUUCCACUUCAUGUGCCAUUGCUUUGUAAUAAAAGUUUAAGAAU